AUGUGCAAAAAGCAACUCGUGGGGCCGGGGCCGGGGCCACCUCUGCUGCUGCACCGGGCCCCUGGCGAGGCGCUGCCCGCUCCGGCUCAGGAUGUCCGUCUUCCAGGAAAGCCCAAGGUGUACCAAGGUGUGAGGGUAAAGAUCACAGUCAAGGAGUUACUGCAGCAGAGGAGGGCACGGCAAGCAGCCACCGGUUCAGCAGUGAGUAAAAAUGUUGUUCCUUGGGGCAGCGGCAGCAGCAGCAGCAUCCAGUUUGCAGAGCCUGUGUCUCCGCCUCACCCAGAACCUUUUGAAGCAGAACCCAUCCCUUCUGUGCCCAGCUGCUGCCCGUCCUGGCAGUUUUCCAGCUGCCUCUCCUGCGAGGAAAGCCCCGGAUACCUGGAGCAGCUGAUAGAUUCCUGCCUCCAGUCGGAUGCACCCUCGGAGCCAGCGUUCAGUGCCUGCCAGCCGUCCUCACACUACACCCCCGACGCCUUCCAGCCAGUCCAGCUCUGCUUCAACCAGGGCCUGGCUGCCAGCUCGCCCAGCUCAGCUGACCUGCCCAGCCCGUGGAACUACAGCUGCUCUCCCCCUCAGCUGUCUCCCCUCACCCCGCUGACCCCCAGCCCGCCCUCCUCUCUGGACACCAAGCCCUACAGCUGCCCCGUGGAGGAGUGGCCCUGCCACCCCCCCUGCCCCUUCCCCAGCCCUGCCUGCUGCUGCACAGCCUGUGGCUCCCAGAACAUGGACAGCAGGGUCCCUCAGUGCUUCCCCUGCCCCAGCACGGACUGCAUGGAGUUCCUGCCACCCCUGGCCGUGGCUGAGGACUUCUUCAGGAGGGACAGGAGCUGUGACAUCUGCUACAGCUAAUGGGGGCUGUGGUUUCACACAUCCACUGCAUCCAAAUCAGAUUAAAUUGCCCAUGAACUAUGCAAAGUUGUGCUGCCUAACACAGUCCAGUUUAUUCUUCACUACUUACACAGUUUCUUACAUGAUGCUGUCACUACAUUAAUCCUCCUACAGUCAGGGGUGUUUGGUUGUUGUUGUGGUGGUUUGGUGGGGUUUUUUCCCUGUUUUUUUUCAUUGUUGCUGUUUUUGAAAUAAAUCUUAAGCUGCCUUAUCA
Corvus hawaiiensis (hawaiian crow) is the source of this 1102-nucleotide messenger RNA. RefSeq names its product colorectal cancer associated 2 (gene POU2AF3). The record is from RefSeq and is a predicted model, not a curated record. Gene Ontology annotation, molecular function: POU domain binding; DNA binding. Gene Ontology annotation, cellular component: cytoplasm. NCBI's taxonomy places the organism in Eukaryota, Metazoa, Chordata, Aves, Passeriformes, Corvidae. The coding region runs from base 1 to 849 and encodes 282 amino acids. The transcript has 6 exons.